AUGCUAUCGUUUCUCCUUUUUACAGCCCUCGUUUUCACUUCGCUACACCCCAGCGCGGCUCUACACCAGCAGGACAGUCCCCCACUCCCCGCUCCUUUCUAUUUUUUGACACUCAUUGGCCACUCCUCCCCUCAACGGAUCACUCGCGGACUCCCUCUCGCCCUCAAUGUUCCACGUCAACUCUCCGUCCAGGUAAGUGCUGCCUUCCCCCUUUCUUUUUCCCCCGUGGCAUUUCGCGCUCACUGCAACUUUCAGCUCCAACCUCAGCGCCAGCUAACCCUAACUUCCUCCCCUUUUCUCGUGCGCACUCACCCAAUCUCACUCACUCCCUCGCCUCAGCCCCUUCCUCCCAGGAAGUCCGGCUGCGUUUCUUCCCAACCCCCACCAACAGAUCGGCCUCCUCCUGCCAAGCUGUCCCGUUCUGCAGCGAGCACCAAGGACUCCCUCGACAAACCCCAGUCGCCGAACACAGCUAACCCCCAUUCUCCUCCCGUUUUUUUGGCCGCCGCCACUACUUCCUUCGUCCCGCCUUUUUCUUCUACAGCCUCGCCUCCACGGUCUCACGUCUGUCCGUUUCCGCCGCUCCUCUGCCUCCCCUCCGUCCGGACGCUCCCUCGCGGGCGCUCCCUCGUUCUCGUCCUAUUUAACUCACCUCAACCUCCGUCAUUCUCUCACUUCUUGUCUCCCAAUCCCCCACGACUCCUUUACAACUUCCACAUUAUGUCUGAGCAGGUUUUCAACCCCGAUCUCACGAUGUCCGCCGCCGAGGAGGAAACCCUCGCCGAGUCCGGAGUGGACCUCUUGGUCGACGACCUUCCCGAAGGACUCAUGCACGAGCUCGAGAGCUCCCCCGACCACCCUGCUGCGAAGAAGCCCUGCAUGGACUCUAGUGCUGGCCCUGCCAACUUCAACUCCCCCUCAACCUCCUCCGAUUCGGCGCUGGCGCAAGCCGCGCAGUCUCCUGUGCUCCCUGCUGCUGCUGCUGCUCCCUCGUCGCCUCUGCAAAGCCCCGCGCCCUCUCUGGCAGCAACUGCUGCCGCCCCCAACGCCCCGGCCCUCCGCGCGGCUGCCUACGCGGCUGUCGCCUCUGGUGUUAACCCGGCCCCCGCGCUGCCCGCCUCGCUUUUUGCCUCCCCCGCACCGGGCGGACCCCCUCGCAAUCUUCGCCGCGCGCGCACGGACGCGGCCACCCCUAUGCUCCUCCCCCUCCGCCGUCGCGUGGUUGUCACACUCCUCCUCCCGGAGUCCGCUUUGGAGUCGCAACGCACGGACAUUCUCGCCGGCAUUAACGUGCAGCUGUGCGGUUUCAUGUUCGACUCUGGCGUCAUCCCGCCCUUCGAGCAAACGGUUGGCGAACCCCUCCGCGUGGCCCGCCGCGUUUAUGGCCGCCUGCUUUUCUCCUGGCCGACACAGGAGGACGCUGCCGCCUUCCGCAAGCUCUUUCCCCUUGCGCUUAAAAUCCCCAACUCCCGCCCUGUUACGGUGAAACUCUAUGUCGACAGGUUCGAAACCUUCACUGCAGCAAAGGCAGCCGGCUCCCCCACCCUCUCCAUUCGAAACGUUCCCCUGGAAUUCGAUCCAGAGGACAUCCGCGUUUCUCUCCUCGAAGCCACGGAGGAGGAUGGCGCGCACUGGCUGGCGGACCUCACUGACUUUCACCGUGCCUCCGACCCCUACGAGGAUACCUUUUUCACCCACCUCGCAGGGCUCCCGGUCGCCACCCCCGAUGAUCCGAACUUCGAACGGAUCCCAUCCGAAAUUCUGCUGGACACGAACAAGCCUGCUAUGGUGCUCAACUUCUCCUGCCAUGUGUGCGCGCUGUGUGGUAACAACCAUCGCGCAUCGGACCACGAGGUUUUUGCCGCUCGCCACCGCGGGCGCCUCACGAACAAGAACACGAUCUCAAUUGCUCAACUGCAGCAGGCAAACGCACUCCCCUCCCCGGCCCCCCGUGUCGUGGGGCCCCCACUCACUCACUCGCCUUCCCCGCCCCACCCCUCCCUCCCUGCUCUCCCCGACCCCUGCAGGCAAGACCCCGCCCCAGGAUGCUUAGCCCCUGCCUCCACCUUACCCUCCUUUGCCCCCCCUACAGUUGGGCCUCUGCCCACCCUCAUGACUCCCCCACAUUCCCAAACCCCCCACGCAAUCUCCGCGUCUCGGAGCCUCCGUUUUACCCACGAUCCCCCACUCCUUGCCCCUACCCACUCCAACCCCUCCCCCCACUACACUCCCUCCCCCCACAACAUACCCUCCCCCUCCCCCUCGGAGGACGGACCCCCGCCAUCCCACGUGCUCGCCCCCCACCCGCACCCUCCCCCUGCUCUCCCCCCCCCUCGCAGACUGCAUCUUCCUACGGAUCCCCCCCCCCUGCCCCCUCCCAACAUUCCCCCCACUCCAGAUGCCUUCCCUCCCAUGGUCUCCCCAGAGGACGGGCCCCCUGCCCACCCCUAUGCCGGCAUGGAGACGCUCCCCUCCCCCUGUCCCAUCCCCCCGCUUCAAACAGCACCCUCCCCUGCUCACCCCACAUGCCGACUCCUUCCCCCCCCUUCCCAUCUCCCGACUCCCCUCCUCUCCUUUCCCCCUACCCACAUUCUUGCCUGCCCCCCACACCCCUACUCUCUCCACCCCCCACCCUCUCAGGAACCCAACAGCAAUCGCCGCUCCACCCCCCUCUGGCCUCUUCUCCCCCCCCGCCUGGGCCUCCGAACUCCCCCGCCCGUUCCCCGCGCCUUCCCCCCCUCCCUGCACCCCCCUCCCCACGCUGCCAUCCAGCCCACCUGGUCCCCCCUCUCUCGGUUCUCACCCUCACCUCCCCCACCUGCCCCUCUCCCCCGACUCUCCCUGCCCCCCUUAUUCCUGCACCUCUGCUCAACCCCUCGCCCCCCCUGCCCCCCCCGCCUCCCCCCAACCCCCCCAACCGCUCCCUCUCUUGCAGGCAACCUCCUGGGGAAUCAUGCCGCGCCGACCGCGUUCCGCAACGACCCCGGCCUCCUCUACAUCGGGCUGGGCGACUGGGUCGAAUACUGGACCUGCGCUCUCUGCGAUUUUACCUGCGGCGCUGCCCUCGACAGCGCCAUGGAGCAUAUCCAGUCCGACCUGCACGCCACCCGCGUGAAGGCCUCCGCUCACCGCCCGGCUGCCAAGGAAGGCUUUGGUCCUUGGCGCGCACUCACCCUGCUGCAGCAGAAGGCUCCGGUGGCUGCCUUCCUUCGCGGCCGCCCUUAG
Closterium sp. Naga37s-1 is the source of this 3225-nucleotide messenger RNA. The record is from the annotation of a GenBank genome assembly. NCBI's taxonomy places the organism in Eukaryota, Viridiplantae, Streptophyta, Zygnematophyceae, Desmidiales, Closteriaceae.